GUCUGCGUCCUCGUAGCGCAGUGACGAUGCUCCAGAAGGCUCACGUCCCCACUAAAUGUAGUCAUCCAUAGGAGCGAGCAGAAUCAGUCUGAAUGUAGAGGAUUCACUAAAGUGAGAGACUUCAAAUUGUAUGGCGUUUCUUCCAUCAACUCCAAUGGCAGUUGCGUUUCGCCUUAAGAUCGGUAUUCUGUUGGGGCUGCUGUUCGGACAUGCUCAGUCAGCUCGAUUAUACACCGAGGAGGAUCCAGUGGUUAUACUGAGCAGCGACAGCCUGAAGCAGACCGUGUUCAACUCCUCCAGCGCCUGGCUGCUUCAGUUCUACUCGUCGUGGUGCGGCCACUGUAUCCAGUACUCGUCUACAUGGAAAGCCCUGGCCGGCGACGUGAAGGACUGGGCACAGGCCAUUCGUAUAGGAGUUCUGGAUUGUGCUCAUGAGAAGAACUUUGACAUCUGUAAGGAGUUUGGAAUCCACUUCUACCCCACCUUCAGGUAUUUUAAGGCACAUGACACCACUAAUGAUUAUGGGAAGACAUAUCGUGGGGCUGACAGAGAGCUUCAGACAGUGAGGCAGUUGAUGGUAAACUUCCUCCAAAACCACACAAAGCAAGACUGGCCUGUGGGCUGCCCUCCCCUUGACCCUGCCAGGUCUGAGGACAUCCUGUUCUUAAUGGGGAAGAAAACGGAGUUCUAUACUGCAGUUAUAGUUGAGGACAAAGAUUCUUUUAUAGGAAGAGAGGUAAUUUUGGACCUAAUGCCAUAUGAGGGUUUGGCAGUGAAGAGAACGCUGAUCGCAGACAAACCUCUAAUGGAGGAACUAGGGAUUACUUCGGUUCCCUCAGUCUACCUAUUCCAUCCCAACGGCACACACACUAUCAUGAAUGUUCAGAAGAGGCUACGCUUUUUCUUCUCCUCCUUCCUAAAACUUCUCCCUGGAGUACACAGGAAACAGUCCACCUCGUCCCUGCAGCGUCCUCAGCCUGGGAAGAAUGGACAGGGAACCCAGGUGGAGUGGAAAGUGUUUGAAAAGUCUAAGGUUUACAUGGCAGAUCUGGAAUCUGGCUUACAUUAUCUACUGAGGGUUGAACUAGCCACCCACAAGACCUUAGAAGGAGAAGAACUAAAAACUUUCAAGGACUUUGUAACAGUUGUCGCCAAGCUAUUUCCAGGUCGCCAAUCUGUGGUGAAACUUCUUGAGACGUUGCUGGAAUGGCUAGUCAGUUUACCUUUGGAGAAGAUCCCCUACAAUGCUAUCCUGGACUUAGUUAACAACAAGAUGAGGAUCUCAGGACUGUACCUGAGUGAGCAAGUGCAGUGGGUUGGAUGCCAGGGUAGUAGUGUGGCACUAAGAGGAUAUCCCUGCUCCCUCUGGACUCUGUUUCAUGUUCUGACUGUGCAUGCUGCCAACAGACCUGAUGCUUUAGCCAACACUGGGUUUGAGGAAGAUCCCUUGGCAGUGCUUCAAACCAUGCGUCACUACAUUGGGACCUUCUUUGGUUGCCAGGAGUGUGGGAAGCAUUUUGAGGAAAUGGCUCAGGAAUCUCUGAACCAGGUCAAGACCGUUGAUGAGGCUGUGCUGUGGCUGUGGAGAAAACACAACCAGGUUAAUGCAAGACUGGCAGGUUCAAUGAGCGAGGACCCCAUGUUUCCUAAGACGCAGUGGCCGACUCCUGAUCUCUGUCCCACAUGCCAUGAGGAGCAAGAAGGCCUUCAUGUCUGGAACGAACAGAUGGUGCUCGCUUUCAUUAAACAACACUACAGUGCUUUAAACAUUUCCCCAAAAUACUCCAGCAACAGCCAACCAGAGCCAGGCCCUCCUGCUCCCGACAGACCCAAAGCCAUAACCAAACCAAACAGCAACAGUCACCUCAACCAGAACCUAAAGCCAUCUCCCGACAUUCUAAAACAUCAGAAGAGGACUGAUAUCAGCGGUGCGGGAGAGCAGCACAUCGCUGUCCAGAUAGAAGCUAGACCAGGGAUGGGAUUCUCAAGCCUGGACAUGAGUCUCUGUGUACUGCUCUACGCCUUCUCCUGUGUCUUCCUCAUGUUCAUGUUUUUCUUCUUCCGCUUUCGCUCAAAGAGAAGGAAAGCCAGAAACUACCGGCCUUACGUAUAGCAGCAGAAUGCUGAGAUGGAAAACUGUGGAUAAGGUGAAUGUAAUGUAUGUAGCCCCUGCCAAGUGUUGAAGGAGACUUUUUUAAAUUUAUUUGAUUACUUUUAUUCGUUUCAGUUUUUGUUGUUGUUGAUAUUUUUGUGAAGUGCUUUAUAAUGAAGAACUUGUCUAAUGACCGAUGAAAGUCCACUCGUGUAUAGGGCAUAGUUGUCUGAACAAGCACCUGUUAGCGAGUAUUUCUCAACCCUAAACAAACAGAGAGGAUAAUUUAACUGGAGAAACGAUUUUAUUAUAGUAAAAGUAACAACCUAGGUCAAGGUAUAUUUUUAUGAAUAUUCUACAUUAUUUAUAGAGAUUUUUAUUGAAAUAAUAUAUCCUAAGUUUCUCACGGGGUAUAUAUCACUCUCUAUGAAAGUCACACUUUAUAUCUGUAUGAUGGUCCAAAAAACACUAAUAUGAUUUAUUCUGUCACUCAAGGUCGCUAGCGCAGAAGCCAGUGACAAGUAAUACACUGCCUGUCAAUGACCAGAUGUGGAAAAACCCUUGGUUUUGUUAAUCUCAUGGUCCAUUGAAAUAUACUGUAUGAACCUUUUUUAUUUUUAUAAA
This is a messenger RNA of Carassius carassius (crucian carp), 2716 nucleotides long. Its product is annotated as sulfhydryl oxidase 2-like. The coding region runs from base 131 to 2113 and encodes 660 amino acids. Gene Ontology annotation, molecular function: flavin-dependent sulfhydryl oxidase activity; protein disulfide isomerase activity. Gene Ontology annotation, biological process: protein folding. The transcript has 12 exons. The record is from RefSeq and is a predicted model, not a curated record. Lineage: Eukaryota; Metazoa; Chordata; Actinopteri; Cypriniformes; Cyprinidae. Gene Ontology annotation, cellular component: Golgi membrane.